UCUAUAAUACGCUCUUAUGCCCAGAUCAAAUUAUUUGUGUAAGCUUUUUAUUUAGCAUCAAAAGCGAUUAGUUUUGACCUCAUAAGUUGUUUUCAAGAUGAGUCAGGCACCUGUUGGUCCACCACAUCACAAUGAUCAGCCAAAUAUCCCUGUGGCUGCUCCACUUCCACCCUCCAACCUCACUAAUGUUCAGAAGUUUGAGUGGUCUUAUAAAGAAGCAUAUGCCAGAGUAGAUGCUGGUAUUACUCUUAUUACUGAAAAUAAACAUGCUCAGGCCAAUCCUAUUCUUCAAGAAGGCUUGUCUCUUCUUGACCAAGCCAUUGACGUGAGCGUUGCUAGUCUGGGGGUAGACGAUGACUUGGCUCGACACUACACAGAGAUGCAGAACAAAAUGCGACGUACCAGGAAGGAAGUACUGGAACAUUUUGCCACUAGCCAGCUGUUCUCUGGAGCCGUCAGUCAGGCAGGGUAUCCAGCUGUUCCUCAGAACCCACCAUCUUAUCAAGAUGCAAUUGAUGAGGUUCGUUACCCACAGUUACCUGGGGAAGAAACCACCCCUCGCAUUACCCUACCCACCACUCCCACUGCCCCCUGCCAGUUCUCCCUGGAAGUAGGCAACCACAACACCCCAGGCGUUAGUCCCCUUGUCACCCCCAUCAUGUCCCCUCAGGAGGGCACGCUGCUCUUCAAGAUUGACGAAGGCGUUCAGAUAUUCUUCAUUUAUCCCGACGGGCGCGUGACCAGCCCGUCAUACCCUUCCUUCCUAGAGAUUGUCACCUUGCACCAGCCGCUGUGCGUGGGCAGUGAGGGGAGCAUGGCGGGGGGGUUCCUACAGGUGGGGGAGUGGAGCUACCCCCUCGUGAAGGCCACUUCCCCCGUCCUGCACUCCUCCUACGGCGCCUACAUGUUCCCUGACUUCAGCAACCCCGUGCCUGGCAGCCAUGUUGGCAUCAUCAUCCCGGACUCGGUGACGGCAGACGAGCGCGAGCUGUUCGAGGGCAUCCUGCACCAGAUGACAUCCUACCACGAGCAGACGCAGCACAAAACUGGGGAGGCAGGGGCGGCAGCACAGGCCGCCUCCACGCCCUCCACCAGCGAGCGCAUCGCUGCGGGGCUCGUGGCAGCGCCCAAGUGUGAACAACAGGAUUCAUGUGACGCUGAAGAACAGGAUUCAUGUGACGCUGAACAACAGGAUUCAUGUGACGCUGAACAACAGGAUUCAUGUGACGCUGAAGAACAGGAUUCGUGCGACGGUAACUACGACGCAGUCAUGGACGAGGGGGCGGAGCGCGUGUCUAGCUCGCUGGUGUGGGGUGCCAACAAGAUGAGCGAGUUGCUGGCUCAAGGGUCGGAGCGUCUGCAGCAGAGCAGCCCUGGCGUGGGUACGGAGCCUGGGGCUGCCCCCACCAAGAUAGACCCCAAGCUCCAGACCACCGCUAAGGCUGCCAGGGUCGUCAGCGGCAAGGCAGUACAAGUUAGCAGCUAUAUUUUGGGUCAGGUGGGGAAGGCGUCGGUGGGGCUGGGCAGAAGGCUGGCGCCCCACGUACAGCACCACGGCACCCGCGUCUACACCAGCCUCACCGGGCAGUCGACGGAGCACAGCAGCGCUCAGGUGGACGGGGCGCUGGACGUGGCUGCUGGGGCGCUGAAGGGUGCGUCCACGGUCUACAUGGGGCUGGAGGAGGCCGCCAAGACCCUCGUCACGUCCCUGGCAGACAACACCGUCAAGGUCGUCAAGCACAAGUACGGAGCAGAGGCUGGGGAGUUCACGGACAACGCCAUGUACGCCGUGGGGCAGUCGGCGAUGGCUGGCCAUAACAUCGCGUCGCUGGGGGUGAAGGGCGUUGCCAAGAAGGCGGCUAAGAGCACGGGCAAGGCUCUUGUCGAGUCGCACUAUGAGAAGAAAACUGGCAAGGAGCAGCAGCAGUUGUGUGGAGCUCAGGAGGAGGUCAUGGAAGGCACGGAGCUCGGCGAAGAGGCUCGGGAGGAUCAAGGUUUUGUUCUGGUCGAGAAAGCCCAGGAAGCCAAGGAGCGGCCUUAGAGGAUGGAUGGUCCUGGAUUAUAUGGACUAACGAAGCGGAAAACGCUGGUGAAGUUCUUAAUCUUCUCUCAAAUCAAAAAGGAUAUGUCUUGGGAAGGCCUUGGAAAAUCCUUUGAAAUGCCUAGAAACUUAUUAGAAAGAGGCCUUAAAUGUCGCAUAAUAUUGUACGACCAUAGAAUCAGUAAGUUUGCCAAAGAAUUUCCGAGGUAAAACCUCAAAUAGCGGUUGAGUUUAAAUCUUGUGGAAAUAUGUGGUAAUGUUGAACAGCGAGUCAGAUUAUAUCGCGCUGAGCUCAGGAGGGAAUAAAACAAGGGUCGUUACCUGCUGUGAUCGCUGCCCACCGGUAACCUGUCGGACUCGCUCCUUCAGCUUGCCAACGGCUAAUUCAUUCCUUUGCCCUAGAGGAUUAUUACAUGGGCUUAUUUCUGGGAAGAAUAUGAUUGUUAUUAAAUUCAAUAUGGUAUUUCAGUUUAUUCUUCUUGAUUGGCAGCCAUAUUUCUGUCUCUUAUGAGGUUUUGCGUACUAUUCCGUCCGAUUUAUGUUUGGAAUUCGCAGGAAUGUAAGUUAUGAUAAUGUGUUUUCAAAUUUUUGUUUCGUUUAUAACUCGUCACACUGUUACACAAUAUGUCAACAAAUAGUCUCUAAUCUAUAGGAAUUUAUAGAAAGCUUUAUUUAGGUUUACGCUGAACGCAUUAUUGCGAGUCUCGCUUCUAAGUAUUAUUCUUCACAAUGUAUUAACUAUGACGUGUUCACUCUCCUAUAUUACUUAUUCUACAAUAUGUUAGCAGCUUCAUUUUAAUAAUUUCAAAGGAUUGCUUUAAUGUUUGUUCAUAAGUUAUCGUAAUUUGUAAGGCUGUUUCUACAGAUUCAUUUGCUGCCAUAAAAUUUAAGGUAUUCAUCUAGCCCCAUGAUUUAUUACUCACAUCAUUCUAUGUUUCAUCAUUGUCAGGCUAUUUUCUGUUGGAAAUCCGUUCAUAAGGUACUAGGAUUUAUAAAUUCUCAGCCAUAUCACUUAAAUUAUAUUGAUGUUGGAGCAUUUAUAUUUUUUUACAUUUUUUCUGACCGUUUUCUAUUUGUUGUCGUUAAAACGAACCUGAAACAAUGGACAAUGGAAAAAAAAGAAACUUCGAACAAAUCUGUGUGUGCCUCGGUAAAUGACGUGAUUCUGGCGUUAAAAAUGACGUGAUUCUGGCGGUAAAGUUUAAUUUGUUUGUUACUGACGUUAUGAGCCUGAUGAAUAAAGCUGUCAUUCAUUGUCUUAGUGAUGCUAAAAAGAUGAAUAAUUUUGCAGCUGCAGUAAAGCCAUCAGUGUAGCUAGUUAUUUGUUAAAUGAGCCAUGUGAGGAUUGAGCUGAAGCUGUUUAUUAUCUUCAAUUACCUCAUCGAACAUCGCACCGAUUUUUCUAUUUAUUGAUUCUUAUAAAUUCUGAACUACCUAUUCAGAAUUUUUACGAAUCAAUAAAUGCGUGUACUAAAUUAUCACUAUUAAUGCACGCCAAUGGCGAAUGUUAUUGCAAUAUGAACGAAGGUAAAUGAAGUCAAACUACAUUUCUCGAUGAGAAAGAACAAUAUAGCUCAAUAAUUUAGACAUAAGAUGCCUGCCUUCCAGUAGCCAAAUUUGUCGCUUAUUUAGUGCCUAAGACUUCUGACUGAAACAUUAUAAGCUUCAUGAUAAA
Hyalella azteca is the source of this 3716-nucleotide messenger RNA. Its product is annotated as spartin. Lineage: Eukaryota; Metazoa; Arthropoda; Malacostraca; Amphipoda; Hyalellidae. The transcript has 12 exons. Gene Ontology annotation, cellular component: plasma membrane. The coding region runs from base 98 to 2041 and encodes 647 amino acids. Gene Ontology annotation, biological process: cell division; negative regulation of BMP signaling pathway. The record is from RefSeq and is a predicted model, not a curated record.